This is a messenger RNA of Dictyostelium discoideum AX4, 2988 nucleotides long. RefSeq lists its product as hypothetical. Gene Ontology annotation, cellular component: nucleus. The record is from RefSeq and is a predicted model, not a curated record. The coding region runs from base 1 to 2988 and encodes 995 amino acids. Lineage: Eukaryota; Evosea; Eumycetozoa; Dictyosteliales; Dictyosteliaceae. The transcript has a single exon.
AUGCAACCAAUAAUUCCCCCUUUAUCAAUUGGUUCAAUCUCAAAUAAUUUAAAUAAUAAUAAUAAUAAUAAUAAUAAUAAUAAUAAUAAUUACCUAGCAUCAUCUUCAUCAUCAUCAUCUUCAGCAGUUCCAACACCAACACUAAAAUUUUCAGUACCAAAAUUAAAUUUUAAUAAUGUAGAGCCAUCUAUAGAACAACAACAACAACAACAACAACAACAACAACAACAACAACAACAACAACAAAAAUCUCAACCUCAUACACCUCACCAACAACUACAUCCAAGUACUCCACAUCAACAAACGCCACAACAACUUCAACCACCACAACCACCAAGUUUAAAUAGUAGUAGCAGUAGUAUUGGUAGUGGUAGUGGAGGUGGUAGUGGUCUUGGUUUAAAUAAUUUACAUCAUACUAAUAGUAAUAGUAAUAUUAGUGGAGGAGGUGGUGGUGGUGGAGGUGGUGGUGGCGGACAUCACCAUACAUCAUCAUCUGGUCAUAGUAUUUUAACACCAAGAACAUUACAAUAUUAUCUUGGUUUAAAAAAUCUUUUUUCUUCAACACCACGUGGUAGUCUUGGAUUAAGUCCUCGCGGUAGUCCUCGUGGUGGUAAUAAUAAUGUUUGUAGUAUUCAAAGUUUACCAUAUCAAGUUUUAGAAGAUAUAUUUUAUCUUGUUAUUGAUUCAUUAUUACCAUCAUUAUUGUAUACUGAUUUAUGUACAGUUUCAAAACAUUUUCAAAAAGUAAUUGAAUCAAUGAGAGGAUUCGCAUUAAUAAUUGGUAUUAGUGACUCACAAUCUCGUUUCACGAUUCAAUGGUAUAAAAAACAUUAUAAACAAAUAAAUAAAAUCAAAUUUGUAAAUAACUUUUUCAGAAAUAAUAAUUCAAACAUUUCAAAUCAAUUCCUUCAAAUUUUCAAUUCAAUUGAUCAUGAUCCAUCAAUUGAUUUAUCAAAUCAAAUAAUUUCAAAACCAUUAUUAGAUACUUUAUCAAAGAAAUUACAAUUAAAUAAUUAUAUGUUUGAAUUAAAUUUAUCAAAUUCUAAAAUAAAUUUAAAUUGUAAUAAUAAUAAUAAUAACAAUAGUAAUAAUAUAAAUGAAAAUAAACAAAUUGUAAAUAAUAAUAAUAAUAAUUUUAAAUUUGAAAUUAAUCAAUUUUUAAUUGGUUUAUCAUUAAAUUCAUCAAUUGAAAUUUUAGAUUUAAAUAAUUCAGAUUUAAUUAAAUUGAUUAGUUUACUUGAAUUGGAUGCAAGUUGUUUUUGGGGUAGUGAAGAUAUUAAUAAUCAUUCAAUAGUUUACUUGGAUUUAGGUAAUUUAAAUCUUGGUUUAGAAAUGUCAAAACAGUUAUCAUUUAUGUUGAAAUCAAAUACUACUAUUAAAACUUUAAUUUAUAAUAAUAAUGGUGGUGGUAUUAAUAAUGGUUUACAUAUUGUUUUGAAAUCAUUAAUUAAAGAUAAUAGAACAUUAACAAGUUUAAAUAUUUCUGAAUGUAAAGCAUUUGAAACUCAAGAAAAUAUUGACACGAUUGCAUCAGUUUUAAAAUUUAAUAAUAAAUUAAAGUAUUUAGAUAUCAGUAAAAAUUCAUUCAAUAUUUUACCUAAUUCUUCAACAAUAUUCUUUAAUUCUCUAUCUUUAAAUUAUGGUUUACAGUUUUUAAAUUUAUCAUGUACUUCACCAACUGGUGCUGAUAAAUUCUUAUUUCCAAACAUUUUUAAAUAUUAUCAACAAAAACAAAUUGAAUCUUCAUCAUCAUCAUCAUCAUCAUCAUCAUCGUCAUCAUCAAUUUUAAAAUCAUUAAUAGUUUCACAUAAUUAUCCAUUCCCAGAACCAAUUUUAUAUAAUAGAAUUGAUUUUCUUUCAUUUGGUAAUAGUGCUAAUUUCAAUAUAACAGAAUUGGAUAUAUCAGAUUUAAGAUUAAGUGAUUCAAAGUUUAUACCGAUAAUUGAAUCAUUGAAUAGAAAUCAAAAGGGUAAUUUAGUUAGAUUGAAUAUUUCAAUUAAUAGAUUACGUCAACCAUCAGCUGAAAAGAUUGCACAAUUUUUACAAGAUAAUAAUAAAUUGGUUGAAAUUAAUGUUGGUUUCAAUUUCUUAAGAGAAGGAGUUUCAAAAAUUUGUGACUCGUUACAUAAUAAUCAAUCAUUACGUUCUAUAAAUUUUUAUGCUACUCAAAUUAAAACUAAAGAAGCAAAAAGUGUUGCAAAAUUGUUAUCGUUAAAUAAGAAUAUCACUGAAUUGGAUGUUGGUUUAAAUAUUGAAAUAUCACCAAUACUAAAUUGUCUAGAAAAUAAUUCAAUCUCAAUUCGUUCUCUAAAUAUAUGUCAUACAUCUUUAAAAUCAUCUUUUGUUAGAAUGAUUCAAAGAAAUCAAACUUUAACUCAUUUAGACGUUUCAAAUUCUUCUUUUCCAAAUUGGAAAUCAAUGUCUAUCAUUAAUUCUUUAAUUAAAAAUAAAAUAAUUUCAAAAUUUAAUUUUUCAAUUGAUCAAAUUUCAAUUAAUAAUAAUAUUAAUGAAAAUAAUGAAAAUAAUGAAAAUAAUAAUAAUAAUAAUAAUAAUGAAAGUAAUAAUAAUAAUAAUAAUAAUAAUAAUAAUAAUAAUAAUAAUAAUAAUAAUAAUAAUAAUAAUAAUAAUAAUAAUAAUAAUAAUAAUAAUAAUAAUAACACUACAAAUCUAUUAUCAGAAAAUAAUACUGACGAAAUUCAUAAUUUAAUUGUCAAUAAUUUAAAUAAUUUUAAUAUUGAUCAAAAUAAUAAUAAUGAUAAUAAUAAUAUUAAUAAUAAUAGUAAUAAUAAUAAUAAUAAUAAUAAUAAUAAUAAUAAUAAUAAUAAUAAUAAUAAUAAUAAUAAUAAUAAUAAUAAUAAUAAUAAUAAUAAUAAUAAUAAUAAUAAUAAUAAUGGUUCAAAUAGAAGUAGUGGAAGUAAUUUAAUUUUUUCAAAAUCUAAAAAGAUAGAAUUACGAGUUAUGCCUAUCAAAUUAUAUUAUUUUAAAUAA